Molecule: messenger RNA, 5872 nt
Organism: Lates calcarifer (barramundi perch)
Lineage: Eukaryota; Metazoa; Chordata; Actinopteri; Centropomidae
Product: dendritic cell-specific transmembrane protein
Exons: 2
Coding region: 1372-2946 (524 amino acids)
Cellular component (GO): membrane
Source: RefSeq, a predicted model, not a curated record
AAAACAGAAGCUGAGAUAUCCCGACUUCUAGUGUGGAAGAUGGGUCAAGCCACAAAGACACUGGAUCCUACGUUUCCCAUGAUGCAAGAUGUUAGCAUCUUCCCUAGGUAAACCAUUUUCAUGCAAAAUAGGUUUGGAAUCUGAAUUUGAAAUCUCCAAAAGUCACAGAGGACAUUAUAUGACUGUUUUCAUGGGCUGAGUACAUGUACUCCCUGUGACCACUGAACUGAACUUCACAUUUAAAAUUCAUAUAAAAUUGGAAUGCCCCUUUAAUGGAAAAUGAAAAUAGACUGAAGCAUACCUCACUGGUUUAUAACAGAAAGUAUGUUCUCUGGUCAACCAGACAGACUAUCUGAGCUUCCAGGUUCAAAUGAUACUGUUGUUAAUUAGCUAAGCUAGUUAGUUGGUUCUGCUGAGCUGGUCAUUACGGUAAACCCCAGCCCAGCUGACAGAGACGCCUAAUGACUAAAGAUUAUUUUUGUGCCAGUCCAGAUGAACCUUAUAGGCAGGCAAGUUUGUACAUCAAAUUCUCAAAGGGUUCACUGGUUUAAUGAUUAUAUAAGUUACUGUUGUUAACUUUUUAAUCACUUUUUUUUAUGACAAUCCUGGUUCAAAUAAUAAAAGUCAGCCAUGCAGGCAGCUUAGUGGUGCCUAAGCAAAGACUCACAAUGACAAUGCUAAUGUGCUGAUGUUAAGCAGGUAUAAUGUUUACCUUUUUCACAUCUUAGUUUAGCAUGUUAGCAUAUUAACAUGUGAUAGCACUAAACACAAUGUUCACCUAAGGCUGAUAGGAAAGAAUUAGAUUUGCAAGUACUCAGUCAUUAACCAAAAUAUUGGUUAAACUGAAACUUUGACCUGAUGAUGGCACUAGAUGAAAAGUCAGGAUUCACCGAAGUGAUUACACAACCCAACAGAGAUAUGAAGGUCUGUAUGAAAUUUCAUGGCAAUCUGUCCAAUACCAGUGCAGGUGUUUAAUCUGCUUGAAUUCUACAUUAAAACUAAACACAAAAAGGACCUUUCACUCUUUCACCUUGUUUAAGUUACUGAAUAUGACAGUUUCACACACCUCUCAAAAAUACUUACCAUGCAGCUUUACAAUCCUGAAUUAUAUACUUGUUUUUACACCAAAAGAAUCAAAAUUCAUGUAAGGCUCUGUUUGCUUCUGCUUUUGGUUUAAAAUAUAGAGAUGACUGGGAAAUGUCAAAUGACUGAGGUUUCGUGGGACAGAGGAGUUCCUGUUUUAGCUGUAUUUAAGGAGACUGCAAACUGCUGCAUAAGACUAGAUGCCCUGAUGCAUACGACAGGGCUGUAGUCGCGAUCCAGUUUUGCUUUCCAGCGUCCAGUGUUUGAUUUUCCCACAGUAUCUCCAAGAUGCUACUCUCAUGGAUUACAAUAAAACAGAGUCUUAAAGACGUUGGUUUCCUGGCUGUGGAUGUUUUUACAACUGGUAAUAGGGACGGCUUUCGAAGAACUCUCAUCCUCCUCCUGACCUGCAGCUUCUCCAGCCUCUUGCUCAGCACCCUGCUCUUCCUGUACCUCCUCUUCACCCUGGACUAUAAGACAUCAGUGGCUGGAGGGAUUACUGGCUGCUUUGGGACAUUACUUACUGUUGCUCUCUUCUCAUCAAAGAGAGUAAGAUGCUUAGGGACACUAUUUGUGAUCUCUAUUUUCAUGAAGAAGAGUCGGAACUUGCUGCUAACUGCGGGGACUGGUUUAGUGGUCGUUAAAAAUGUCAGCAACACCUUGGAGAACCUCACAGGCCUCCUCAGGAGUAUGAUUUGCAACCUGAAGGCAAAGAAAUCAGCCAUCUUAGCUCCAUUCAAUAAUUAUGUCGAGAUGUUGAAGUGGAUAGGAAACAUGCUCAAAGGGGUUACAGACCUGGGAGUAUUGAACCUGGACUCCCAGCUCAAGGUUUCACUCAGACUGGAAUCACAAAAAUUAGAGGAGACACUCAGCGAGGCAGAGCAGAAGCUGAACAAGACUGUAAAAUGUGCACAGUCCCUCGUGAACACAGUGUCCUCCGUGACCGACAGGCUGUUUCCCGCCAUCAGCUUCCUCAUGCUCAUGAUGUUCAUAGCCUUGCACAUAAAAAGAUACUGCAACGACAUGAAAUACGAAAACAGGUUCAUCAGCGGCAAACUUGUCCAUUUUGAUGAGAAGCAGAAGAUGGAAGGAAAGACUCACAUUCUCCCCCUCACACCUGAGGAGAGGAAGCUGUACACUCCUAUCCCCUCUGCCCGUCCCACCGCCAGAGAGAGGAAAGCUGUGAUGAAGUUUGGUGUUUCAAUUGUCUCCCAUUUUGUAGCUUGGGUCAUAUUUAUAGCUGUGGAUGCCUUGUUGUACUACUUUGUUGAUAUUGUAACAACAAAGUUAUCAGAGCUGGAACCAUUCCAUGUUCCCUUGUUAAUGAGCAUCAAAGGAAUUGCAACUUUAAUUGGUAUACCAUUUAGUGAGGAAAAUCACCAAAACAACUUUUCCUACUCUGUGACCUUGUUCGAAAAGAGGUGCCUCCCUAAACCUAAGCUGCUGCUCUCUAGCUCCAUAUUUCCACUGGCUGUCAUCCUGCUCACCUUGCUCAUUAUGACUCUAAUGGCUGCCAAAGUGGCCCAGCUCAGGCUGAUGGUCUGUGAGCGAUUCUUCUCCACUGCUGCAGAGGAGAGAGUGGAGUACCUGCACGCCAAAAUCCUGCGCAAGAGAUUAAAAAUGAGGAAGGAGAGAAACAACUGCAGCCCCAGAUCACUAUUUAUUAAGGUUUGCAUGUAUUACAGAAUACUGAUAGAGAAUAAUAAUAAUAAUAAUAAGAGAAGGUUGGAAAUGUCAUCUUUAAUCUUUUUUCUUUUCUCAUCAGCCCCAUUUCUGGUGCCCUCUGCUCUUUCGACCCAAAGAGGAUCCACAGGGUACGGUGUGAGGAAAUCAUUGUUUCUAUUACAAACAUUGCUUUUUUAGUCAUGCCAGUGACCCUGGUGAUGGCAGUGAUGGUCUUUCAAUCAGUCCAUCCAGUAGCUACUGGAUGGAUGAAGUUUUGUUUGGCCACAAUGCCACUGACUUUGAUGAUACCCUGGCUUUUCAUCAAGCUCCAUAGUGAGGUUGACAUAGCAAAAUGUCUCAACAAUAUAGGAUGGACUGCUAUGAAAUGUGGCACAGGCCCAGAAAUGAAUCCUAAUGACUUUGGUGAUCAUCUGGCUUUUUAUCUACCAAUGACAUGGCUCUGGGUGGGAUUUAAAUGACAGGAGGACCAGCAAGUUCACUGAAAAACAGCAGGGUAUUAUAGCUGUAAUUAUGACCAAGGUGGGGUUGAAAAAUUAUCCACAUACACACUCUAGCCCAGAUAAUGUAAAAGAUAAUUAACAAUUAAUGUUGUGACUGAUUGCUAGAGAUGGGACCCAUAGACCCAUGUGUAUUAAGUGCUCAUACCUGCACAUUUGUUCCCCUUGUAGACCAAAUGUCUUCAAUAAAAACCACUUGGGCUGGCCACACAUGGAGCUUAUGCCUUACCUAGCCACUGAUGGAGACUCAAAGUAAGCUCCAGUAACCCACUGCCAGCCAGCCAUUAGUUUUAUUACUUCUUAUUAUUCAUUAAAAACACACACACACAAAUACAAGCACUCAUUAUGUGAGAGUUACAAUAGCUUAGAUUGCAAGUCGUUCUCAUUAUAUGUGAAAGAAUCAAUGAUCCCCUGACUCUUGCUCCAGAGCCAUCAGGUUAACAUUAGUGGUUCAGUGAAAUGUCUCAACAACUAAUGGCACUAAAUUUAGUACAGACAUUCACGCCACCCUCAAGAUGAAUUGUUCUAAGCUGUGUCAUCCUUGGCCAUUGGUUUGGGAUCAAACUCAUGACAUCAGUUUCAUUUCUACUUUGUGUUUAAUGCUCAUUAGUAAGUAACAUGGCAUUAUGCUAAACAAAGAUGGUGAACGUGAUAAACAUGGUUUGACUGUAGACUCUUAGUCUUGUCUUUUGUACUGCAGUGAAUAUUUCUGUUAAUAAAUACAUGCUGUUCAAACACUGUGUCCCAUUAAUUGUCAACAGUCCUUUUCCUGUACUGUAUCACUGAAUAUUACAAUAGUUCAUUAAGUGAUAUCAUAUUACAUAACAGGUCAGUCUACCAAUUGACACUGAUGGUAACCAUGGAGAAUGGUUUACAGAGGGAACACUUUCACAAUGAUGGCCAACCAAUUAUAGCUCAAAAAUCAAGAUGUUAUUCAAUUAAGAUUAGCCUCAGUGAGCACUCAUCAACCUGAAAUGUCAUUUUACUUGACAGAGACAUUACAUACACAUUACAUCAUGUUCAUUAUAUAACAAAGCAGAUGACACUAUUCCGUGACUAUCUACCCCAAAAUGUGAGCAUAAGAUAAUUGAAUAUACAGUACACAUUAGUACAGAUUAUUUACCAAUGGUCAAAAUAAAGUAACAAUAUAUUAAAUACCACAAACGCUCCAGGCUUUUAGAUGUUUUUUCCCCCUCAAAUCUAAGUUUGUGAUCAUGGAUUCAGUGAAUCCUAUUAUUCAUAAACACUUCACUGUAUUUCUGUAAGACAGAGCACAAACAGCUUUAAAUAACCAUAAAUACAGAGGCAGACUUUGGUAUUUUACCCCUGUGUCUAAUGCUCCCCUGCAGAGUGUAGAACAGCAAUACUUACUUACAUAAUCAAAGACAGAUGUCCCCCGCAUGUGCAGUGAACAGCACUGUCCUGGUUUCCAUGUAUGUACUGUCACUGUUCAUUAACAUCUCACAGGUGUUACUGUCGUCACCUAGUACAGAGAUGUACCACGGAAUCUGACAACAUAAGCAGUGAUGGAGGUUUAGUUUAAAUUUUUGUAUUACAGUACUGAAAGAAUCCAAACUGUAAGUACGUACCUGCCUUAUUAUGGUUCCAUUUUCUGAUAACUCUUUACAAGGUAUUUACACAGUAUUUAUGAGGAGUAACUGAUAGAUUUAUUAUGGGUUAGUAAAUAAUGUACCAAUGCUUUCUAGAUUAGUUACUUUGCAACUAACAAGAUACAUGUCAUUAAUAAGAACCCAGUCUGUUGUUCAGUUUUGAAAACUGGCUUUGGCUGGUGUUUAUCUUCCUCCAUGAUAGAUUAUUGUGAAAAUGUACAAAAAGAAAAAAAAGAAAUGUCAUUGAAAACAUAUUGAAAUUGAUAACUCAACAGACUUGAUCAUUUAAAAAUUGUUCACUGAUGAAUUAUAAAUAUUUGCAACUGCAUUAUUACUAACAUACACCAUAAAAAGGGAUUUUAUCUAUGAAGCCAUUCUUACAACUUACAAACUCAGUGGUACUAUUCUUGUUAACCUUGUAAAACUUGUAAAACUACUUUUUGGGCACUUUUUGCACAAUAUUGCAGCAUCCAGAGGUGGGCGUACACAGGAAAGCUGACUCAUGGGCAAGAGAGUCAUUUUGUGGGUGUUCCUCCAUUGUUACUGAUGUCAUUGUAUUUUACAUUAUAAUGUCUCUACUGUUUCCACAAUUCCAUUGUGUGGCUAUACAAAAGUUUCCAAGAGUGAAUGUGGUUACACCAUGAGUGAUGUUGUGUGCAUGAUGAGUGACCUGACCCCAAAGUGUUCUAGUUGUCCUCAGUCUGGACACUAAACCAAAUGUUUCUUGAUGAACAGAACACAACUUGCAAAGCAAAAUUUUAAAAAUAAAAUAUUUAAAACAUUUUAAAAAGGCAAUGACAUGUUCCUCUUCAAAUUGAUUUUAGUUCUCCUAAAACGGUUUGACUUAUGAUUUUCAGUUAUGAAUGGAAUUAUGUUUAUUCAAUAUUUUAUGUGAAUCAUUACCUAAAUUUUUCUAAGUUCUGUAAAAAAUGUAAAAAAAAAUUAAAAAUCAGUGUAUUCUUCCUUGUUAUUGCCAUCUGAUUAAAUCCACUAAAG